AAACAACACCCUGCCUUCUUAGAUAUCUAGGCUGGCAUGCAAAUGCUGAUGAUAUCCUUUCGACCGAAGGGGCCUACUCCUUUGGGAUUCUUAAGAUUCAAGUAUCCUUAACUGGUCACCCCAAUUAUAUGAAACGAAGAAAAGGAGUAGGAAAGAACACACAACACACACCCGGAGAACGAGGUAGGGCAGAAAGGUAGGACUCUCAUCUAAGGUUUGCCUUAAUGGCCCAAGAAUUGCCCACCACUGCUAAUGUGAGUUGGAAUUUGCUGGACCAUCAAUUGAGCCAGCCCAAUUAGGUCUCCACAUGCAUGAGUGGGUGAUCAUGUGUCAAGUUUAUGCAGGUUAGCAUGCACUUUGUCCGUUGGAAACGAUGUAUCAUUAGGCGAAGGAGGUUGUCUAUAAAUAUGCAGUGCGAUGGAUAGGGGUUGGUUUGUGCUGAAAGCAAGCUAGCUGGGAGCAUAGUAGAAGAAGAGAGAGGCCACCUCGUGAUGAAGAGGCUGGUGGUCCUGAGGAGGUGCGAGCCGAUCGUGCGGUUCAGCUGCUGCGGCGUGCGGUACGGCGAGUGCCGCCGCAACCACGCCGCCAGCACGGGGGGCUAUGCCGUGGACGGCUGCAGGGAGUUCAUCGCCGAGGGCGAGGAGGGCACCUUCGGCGCACUCAAGUGCUCGGCCUGCGGCUGCCACCGCAGCUUCCACCACAGGGUGCAGGUCUAUGAGGUUGCAUGGGACUGCGAGUCCGACACGUCGUCGUCGUCUUCAAGCAGCAGCUAGGCUGCUGCCGCUGCCAUUCCCCUCCAUCGUCAAGCUGCUGCUGCUGCAUCAUGUCUACUCUAGGACCCCUAUGAUUGUUAGCUGAUCCUGUAUUGAAAUACUUAUAAUAACUCAAAGUGAGCAUCUCUAGUCUACUCUCCGGUGUCUUGUUUGUUCCCUCCUCCUGAUUGUAAUCCCAUGCAAGCUCAUGUUAUCUAUCUAUCUACAUAUUGCUUCUCUGAA
Messenger RNA from Aegilops tauschii subsp. strangulata, 995 nucleotides. RefSeq names its product mini zinc finger protein 3. The record is from RefSeq and is a predicted model, not a curated record. Gene Ontology annotation, cellular component: nucleus. Gene Ontology annotation, biological process: regulation of developmental process; regulation of DNA-templated transcription. Lineage: Eukaryota; Viridiplantae; Streptophyta; Magnoliopsida; Poales; Poaceae. Gene Ontology annotation, molecular function: transcription cis-regulatory region binding; DNA-binding transcription factor activity.